UUGAGUUGCUGGAGAGGCUCCCUUCCAUCAUGAACAACUCGCCGGUACAAUUGCUCCUCCUCACUCUUCUCCCCCUGCAACUCCUCUCCUUAGCUUCUCGACUCCUUCACAAGCCCUUAGCUCAGCGUUUCAACGCUGCUCGAUCAGCGCUGCUCCUUGUCUCAAUCCCCAUCUUACUCUCAGCGAUCUUCGCCUUCCCGAAUGCUGAGCCCUCCAAGGACGUUGCUUUCUCCUCCGAGUUGGAGAAAUUAAAGCUCAAGAUCGAUCAUUUGGAGUCCAUUUUGCAAGAGAAUGCUAGAAUCUUGAAUACUAAAACUCAUCAUCUUGAUGAAGAAAAGAUGUUGGCUGAGGCAUUGGAGCUCAAGAUCAAUUCUCUAGAAAGAUCCUUAGAUAGCCUUAAGAGAUCAGGGUCUUCAGGCUCAUCAUAUAGUGAAAUAAGGAUCAGCUCUUUGGAGGAAGAGGUUCGGCUACUAUGGGCAGAAUCAAGGGGGAACAAUUUUGAUAUUCAUAUGUUAGAAUCUAAAGUGAUAGAUGCAGUGAAAAAUUUAGAAGCGGUAGCUUCUGCAGUAGAUAAGCUGGAUAACUUAGUUACAGAACAGUGGAUUCAAAUACAACAACUUGAGCAAGCACUCCAAAUGGCAAAGAUAAAUGUGGCAAAAGUUCACAAAAAAAGUGCAUCAAAGUUUCAGAUUAAAGGAAAAAAUAUCAAGGACAAAAUAUCAGAGGGAAUAUUUUAUCCUUUCCAAGAAGUAGUUGGCUUGCCUGAUUCCUUUUGGCUAGGGAAUCCUGUCUCAAGCUCACUUAUAUCUCAACUUCUAGAUCUGGUGAGGAGGAUCAUGUCAACCACAAAAAACUUUCACUAUGAGCUUCAAUAUUUUGUCAAACAUGUUAUGGAGACGAAUGAUUUUACUGUAUCAUUUGCCAAUAGAGAGGUCAUCUUUUUCUUGGCUUCUGCAAUUUUUAUUUUGCCAUUAAUCAAUGCUUGGGUUUUCUUUUGGUCGCUUUUACGUCAAUCAUGGUGAAGAGAAGACUUAUCGUUUGACAGAUGGCAACUCAGCCCGGCCAAAAUGCAAUGACUUUAUUCUCCUUCACGUGCAUAACACAUGAGGAGUCUUUGAAUUUGGAAAUCAACUGGAGUAUUAGGGUGUAUUUGAGCCAAGCUGUUCUUGAGCGGCUUGGUGUUCGGCUCGAUAAGGGCUCGUUUGUGUUCAGCUCAUAUUGUAAACGAGCCAAGCUUGAACAUCAUUUUUAAGCUCGAUUAAUAAACGAGCCAAGCUUGAGCAGCUGAAAGCUCGGCUCGUUUUGGCUCACGAACACAGCUCAUGAACAAGCUAAUUUAUAAACUUGGUUGUGAGCUCGUUUAUAUAUAUAUAUAUAUAUAUAUAUGGGUAUAGUAAGGUGUACAUGUGACUAUGUCGUUGUUGUCAAUUUGAAUCACACAUAUAAGGCUCUAAACUACUAUUCGAAGGCUCAGCUCGUUAAUAGCUCGGGUUAACUAGUUCAUUAAGUUAAAUGAGCUCGUAAGAUAAACGAGCCAAGCUUGAACAUUACCAAGUUCGGCUCAUUAAAUCUUAUGAACAACUUGUUUAUUGUAUAAUUAAAAGCUUGU
Molecule: messenger RNA, 1609 nt
Organism: Dioscorea cayenensis subsp. rotundata (Guinea yam)
Lineage: Eukaryota; Viridiplantae; Streptophyta; Magnoliopsida; Dioscoreales; Dioscoreaceae
Exons: 10
Coding region: 30-1022 (330 amino acids)
Source: RefSeq, a predicted model, not a curated record